AUGACGACGGAGACGGGCCCUGGUUCGGAGGUGAAGAACACUCAGGAGGAGGCUCCGCAGCAGCAGCUGGAGGCGGCUACCACUGGAGCCGCCAGCCCCGCCAGCCGGGACACUGAGGCCAGCGAGAAGCCCGGAGCACAGUCCGAUGCCCGAAAUAUGGAGCCGGGCACAGAGAUGGAAGAGAAGGACUACAGUGAGACAGAUGGUCUCUCUGACAAAACAACCCCCAGCAAGACCCAGAAGUCACCCCAGAAAACCACCAAGAAAGUGAAGAGCGCCCUUUGCAGAGUGACCCUGCUCGAUGCCUCUGAGUACGAAUGCGAGGUGGAGAAGCAUGCCCGAGGCCAGGUCCUCUUUGACAUGGUGUGUGAGCACCUCAACCUCCUAGAGAAGGACUACUUUGGCCUCACCUUCUGCGACUCGGACAGCCAGAAGAACUGGCUGGAUCCCUCCAAGGAGAUAAAGAAGCAGAUCCGCAGUGGGCCCUGGAACUUCGCCUUCACUGUGAAAUUUUACCCUCCAGACCCUGCCCAGCUCACAGAGGACAUCACGAGGUACUACCUGUGCCUGCAGCUCCGUGCAGACAUCAUCACGGGGCGCCUGCCCUGCUCAUUUGUCACGCAUGCCCUGCUGGGCUCCUACGCCGUGCAGGCCGAGCUGGGUGACUAUGAUGCCGAGGAGCACGUGGGCAACUAUGUUAGCGAGCUCCGCUUCGCCCCCAACCAGACACGGGAGCUGGAGGAGCGCAUCAUGGAGUUGCACAAGACCUAUCGGGGAAUGACCCCCGGAGAAGCAGAGAUCCACUUCCUGGAGAACGCCAAGAAGCUCUCCAUGUACGGGGUAGACCUGCACCAUGCCAAGGACUCAGAGGGCAUCGACAUCAUGCUGGGCGUCUGUGCCAAUGGCCUCCUCAUCUACAGGGACCGGCUGAGGAUCAACCGCUUUGCCUGGCCCAAGAUCCUCAAAAUUUCCUACAAGAGGAGUAACUUCUACAUCAAGAUCCGCCCAGGCGAGUAUGAACAGUUUGAGAGCACCAUUGGCUUCAAGCUGCCCAACCACCGCUCUGCCAAGCGUCUCUGGAAGGUCUGCAUCGAGCAUCACACCUUCUUCAGGCUGGUGUCCCCGGAGCCGCCCCCCAAGGGCUUCCUGGUGAUGGGCUCCAAGUUCCGCUACAGCGGGCGGACGCAGGCGCAGACACGGCAGGCCAGCGCCCUCAUCGACCGCCCGGCUCCCUUCUUCGAGCGCUCCUCCAGCAAACGGUACACCAUGUCUCGCAGCCUUGACGGAGAGUUUUCGCGCCCGGCCUCCGUCAGCGAGAACCACGACGCCAGGGCAGAGGGCGAGAAGCCGGAUGAGGACGGUGAGUUUGGCAGCAGGAGGCGGUCGGAGACGGAGGACGAGGAGGUGACCACCCCAACAAAAAUCAAGGAGCUGAAGCCGGAGCACGAAACAACCCCCAGGCACAAGCAGGAGUUUCUAGACAAGCCAGAAGACGUUUUGCUGAAGCAUCAGGCCAGCAUCAAUGAGCUGAAACGGACCCUGAAGGAGCCCAACAGCAAGCUAGUUCACCGGGACCGGGACAGGAGGCUGCCUUCCUCACCAGCCUCUUCCUCACCCAGGCAUGAGGAUGAAACACCAAAGGGAACCCCAGAAAAGGCCAGUGAGAGAGCAGGUUUGAGGGAGGGCACCGAGGAGAAAGCUAAGCCACCUCGGCACAGGGCUCCUGAGAGUGACACCGGCGAUGAGGAGCAGGACCAGGAGAAGGACUCGGUCUUUCUGAAGGACAACCACCUGGCCAUCGAGCGCAAGUGCUCCAGCAUCACGGUCAGUUCGACUUCCAGCCUGGAAGCAGAGGUGGACUUCACAGUGAUCGGUGACUUCCAUGGCAUGGCUUUUGAGGACAUCUCCCGGAGCCUGCCUGAGCUGGACAAGGACAAGAGUGAAACAGAAGACGAAGGCCUGGUUUCCUUCCAGCACACUGACAAAGUAGUUCCCGGACUGGAAGAGGAUCUCAAAGGCGGGGAGAAGGUCUCCCAGCCCAGCCCCGAUGUCUCCCAGCUAGAGUCAUCAGGCCCCAAAACAGACGCUGUGACUGUCAGCCUGCGGCCAGGCAUGAAGAAGCUUGAAGCAGACGGCUCUGCUCCUCACCAGGUCAGCACCACAGAUGCAGCCCAGGUGGAAGGAGGUGCCCUGGGCAGCAGGGACGGCACAGCCGCUGCUCACGCUGGCACUGCAGAGACGGCGCUGGCAACCUCAAUCACCAGCGGCUCCGCGGGGAAGGACGUGCUCACCAGCAUAUUCAGUGCCACUGCAGAAACCCUCUCCACUUCCACCACUACCCACGUUACCAAGACUGUGAAAGGAGGGUUCUCAGAGACCCGGAUAGAGAAGCGCAUCAUUAUCACAGGAGACGAAGAUGUGGACCAGGACCAGGCACUGGCUUUAGCAAUCAAAGAGGCAAAACUACAGCAUCCUGACAUGCUGGUAACCAAAGCUGUGGUGUACAGAGAAACAGAACCUUCUCCGGAGGAAAGGGACAAGAAGCCUCAGGCAGAGAGGUUUCUCCUGCGAGCGUGA
Molecule: messenger RNA, 2577 nt
Organism: Egretta garzetta (little egret)
Lineage: Eukaryota; Metazoa; Chordata; Aves; Pelecaniformes; Ardeidae
Gene: EPB41L1
Product: erythrocyte membrane protein band 4.1 like 1
Exons: 20
Coding region: 1-2577 (858 amino acids)
Biological process (GO): cortical actin cytoskeleton organization
Cellular component (GO): plasma membrane; cytoskeleton
Molecular function (GO): structural molecule activity; actin binding
Source: RefSeq, a predicted model, not a curated record